Medioppia subpectinata is the source of this 717-nucleotide messenger RNA. Lineage: Eukaryota; Metazoa; Arthropoda; Arachnida; Sarcoptiformes; Oppiidae. The record is from the annotation of a GenBank genome assembly.
AUGUUGGGACUCAUCCAGACUGAGACCCCUUAUUAUCAGGCCAAUCCGCCGGCGCCCAAACCGUUUACCACGUUGGCCAAGUGGAAUGAUCCCGAUUAUAGCCAUUGUCCCCAGGGCUCGGUCACCUGUCCCAUGGCCUGGGGUUUAAGGAUUGUCAACUCGGAGAGUGUGUUUGUUUACGGGGCCGGACUGUACAACUUUUUCCAGAACUAUGGUCAGGGAUGUAUAGCACAAGAGCACUGUCGGGACAAUAUGGUAUCGGUUGAGAACUCGACCAAAAAUAUCUAUUUGUUUAACAUUAAUACUAAAACGUCGGAUAAUAUGGUGUCCGUCGACGGCCAGAGUCGGGUCCGUCAGGCGGACAAUAGGCGAGACUUUUGCUCAACAAUUGCCGAGUUUGUACGAGGCACAUACGGACCUAUUGGGUCCCAGACAUUGACUCUAAAGUCUAAGAUAGAAGCCCUACUCGACUCUAAUGGCAAGUUUGUUGAGCGCAUGAAACCCAUGUAUACGGACGUAGCGAUGGAGGACUUUGUGUCGGUCAAGUCGGAGGGCGCCAAAGGGGACAGCCGUACCGACGAUACCCAGGCUAUAGCCCGGGCGAUAUCAAAAUGGGCCGGGUGCAAGGUCAUUUAUUUCCCGGCCGGCGAUUACGUGGUGACCGACACUAUUGAAGUGCCGGGUGGGUCCCGUGUUUUUGGCAAACUCAAGCCAAAA